AGAGCCCAUCCCAGAGGAUGCAUUUUCCCUACAGCAGGACCCAGGCAGGAUCCAGCCCCCGAGCCCAGCAGGGACAUCGUGGAGGGGACCCUGCAGAAUCCUCGGGGACCUCAACUGCACGCCCCGGCACCUGCGGCUUCCACCCCGACACCUGCCCAGGGCCUCCCUGUGCCCAGCCCUGCGGCCAAAUCAAAAGGGAGCCGAGCCCUGGGGCUGGAAAUCCAGUCAAAUGUCACCCAGGCUGGGCUGUCUCAGGAUGUUGGACCACGACGGUCAUUUCCUGCCGGGAAGUGGCCGCCAAGCCCACCCCGAGCUCCGCUCUCCAGAGGCGCGAGAGCCGCUGAGCCGAGAGGAUCCCUGAGCUCCCGAGCAGCCCCUGCACAGCCCUCGCUCUGCCGCCGCACCAGGAUGGCUGAGAUGACCACGACCCCCACUGAGACACACACUGUCCCGAGUGAGUAUGGGGACUACCACAACUGGUCCGAGCUGUUCCACCUCCUGAACCACACCUACACCUACUGCGAGUUCAGCCUGGACGAGAACAUCAAGCGGGUGAUCCUUUUCAUCCUUUACCUCGUCAUCUUCGUGGUGGGCUUGGUGGAGAACCUCCUUGUCAUCUGGGUCAACUGGCAGACACGGGGCAACAAGAGCUUGGUCAACCUCUACAUCAUCAACAUGGCCAUCGCUGACCUGGGGGUGAUGCUCUCGCUGCCCAUCUGGAUGCUGGAGGUGAUGCUGGACUACACCUGGCUCUGGGGCAGCUUCCUCUGCCGCUUCACCCACUACUUCUACUUCGCCAACAUGUACGCCAGCAUCUUCUUCCUCACCUGCCUGAGCGUGGAUCGCUACGUGUCCCUGACCAGCUCCUCCCUCUUCUGGCGCCGGCACCAGCACCGCGCGCGCCGCGUGGCCUGCGCCUGCAGCUGGGUCCUGGCCGCGUCCAUCCCGAUCCUGGAGGUCGUCCACAUGCAGCUGGUCAACACCGGGGAGCCCAUCUGCAUCUUCAUGGCCCCCUUCGAGACCUACGACGAGUGGGCGCUGGGGGUCAGCUUGGCCACCACCACCGUCGGCUUCCUCGUGCCCUUCCCCAUCAUCGCCGUCUUCAACGUGCUGACCGCCCGGUUCCUCAGGCGCACCAAGCCGGAGAGCCGGAAGCACUGCCUGCUCAUCUACGCCUACACCGCGGUCUUCCUCGUCAGCUGGCUGCCCUUCCACGUCGUGCUGACGCUGCUCACCCUCGACGGCAACCACAUCAUCCUCAACUGCACCUUCGCCCACCUCCUCUACUUCUUCUACGACAUCAUAGACUGCUUCACCAUGCUGCACUGCGUCAUCAACCCCGUCCUCUACAACUUCCUGAGCAAGAACUUCCGCAGCAAGCUCAUCUCCGCCGUGGUCAGGUACAUCCCCAAGGACCACGGCGCCCAGAAGGGCGCUGGCAACUCCUCCUCCACCACACAGCACUCCAUAGUCAUCUCAAAGGACAACCACCCCCCCAACUAAGCGGGGCCGGACUCUCCCACCCCCCGUGGCGGCAGCAGCGGCUCCCUGGGGACACUGGGAUCGGUUUUCCUGGUGAUGAGGAGACACUUUGCUUUGGCACAGCCUCUCUUGGCCAGGCAGGGCAGGGUGCCAGGCACGAGGGGAGGUGGUGCAGGAGCUACAGACAUCUUUCCUCUGGAGUGCUGCUGUGUCAGAUCUAUUUAGCUGAAGAAAGAGUCAGAGAAAGAGAGAUUCCCUGUUCCCCAAACAAAAUCUUGGCAGUAAUAAAGUAGUGAGUUGCUCCACUCAGGGUCCAACACAACCCCGCCCCUGGGAUUUGUCCCCUGUGCCCCCAGACUGUCCCUGACACCCCAAGCAGGAGGGAGGGAAUCACCCCUUUGGAACACAAAGCUCCCUCCUCGCCCCCAGCAACGUCCAGAGCGUGAUCGUGGAGAGAUGAAGGCGAGGCAGCCGUGGGGGCUGAGCAGGGCACAGAGCUGAGCUGGGACGAGGGGAGGAGCAAUUGGGAUUCGAGAUCAGCAGCUCGAUCAGUGCUGGUUAAACUGGGUUUGACCAGGCAGGGCUGCUCCAGACUAAGGGCUGGGAGCUGGGUUUGGGUCUCCCAUCCCGUUAAUCCAGCCUCCUCUGGAGCGUUCCCUUACUGGUAUUUAAGGUCCCUGGGUGCAUUUCUCAACAUCCCAAGAGGCUCCAGCAGCAGCCCUUCCCCUCCCAUCCAAGUCCCCGUGGCAGUGUGGACACGUGCAGAAAUCCUCGGAGCUGGAGAGAGGGCUGGGCCUGUGCUGUGCAAGGAACUGCAGCAUCAGAGAAAGUUCAUCCUCCUCUGGAGUCUGACCUGUCACGUGCUGCGGGUCGAGCCCUCGGCGGGGGGGGGUGACAGAGCGACAGGCUCCGGGGUCCAUAAAUCUACCAAAGGCCUUGAGCUGCUUGAGAAGCACGUGAAAAAGCAGAGCAUAAGCAGUUCUGGGGGCAGGAUGCUGGUGGCACGGGGAGGAGGGGGGAGCAGGAUGUUCUGGGAGAAGCCCAGGACCGGCAGUUAACACGGAUGUGGGGUUAUCACGGGGCUCACUGACUCUGCCAGUUCCAGGGGUCCUGCAAUGGGGUAAAUCCAUAAAUACCACCAGGUUCCUUCUGCAGGGACAUUCCUUCAUCCCCCAGGGACACCAGCACUGAGGGUCUUACACGGGAACACUGGGAAGGCACCGGCCCCUCACCACAGCAAUGCCCUGUCCAGGGCAGCAGCUCAGGCUGUUCCCUUCCUUAAUUCUGUUACUGCCCCGGGCUGAGGAUGAACUUGGGGGUCUUCACCCGCAGGACCCCACCACCUUCAUCCCUGAAUCCUCCCUGGGCUUCUCAUUGCCAGUUCCCUGCCCCUUCCAGUGAAGAAAUGGAGGGCAAAUACACAGCAACAAACCAACCUGAUGUGUGACAUGACCAGGGCAACAAUAUAUUCAACUUACACCAACGUGUAAAAUUUGGUAUUUGACCCAUUAAACUUUAUUUUUA
Molecule: messenger RNA, 3006 nt
Organism: Myiozetetes cayanensis
Lineage: Eukaryota; Metazoa; Chordata; Aves; Passeriformes; Tyrannidae
Gene: ACKR5
Product: G protein-coupled receptor 182
Exons: 2
Coding region: 409-1503 (364 amino acids)
Biological process (GO): G protein-coupled receptor signaling pathway
Cellular component (GO): membrane
Molecular function (GO): G protein-coupled receptor activity
Source: RefSeq, a predicted model, not a curated record